Molecule: messenger RNA, 1266 nt
Organism: Pectinophora gossypiella (pink bollworm)
Lineage: Eukaryota; Metazoa; Arthropoda; Insecta; Lepidoptera; Gelechiidae
Product: U6 snRNA-associated Sm-like protein LSm6
Exons: 2
Coding region: 104-343 (79 amino acids)
Biological process (GO): mRNA splicing, via spliceosome; maturation of SSU-rRNA
Cellular component (GO): U4/U6 x U5 tri-snRNP complex; sno(s)RNA-containing ribonucleoprotein complex; P-body
Molecular function (GO): RNA binding
Source: RefSeq, a predicted model, not a curated record
CUGGUAAUUCAUUUUGAGAGGUUAGAAGCGGCAUUCGUUAUUUUAGUAGAAAUAAGAGUUUUACUCCUUAAAUAAGCAUAAUUCUACUGAAUUCUCGUUAAAAAUGAGUCGCAAAGAAGCCCUAUCGUCAUUUAUUCAACAAAUUCAUGGCCGUCCCGUUGUGGUCAAGCUAAACAGCGGCGUUGAUUAUCGAGGUGUGCUAGCAUGCUUAGACGGCUAUAUGAAUAUAGCUUUGGAACAAACCGAGGAGUAUGUCAACGGUCAGCUUAAGAACAAAUAUGGUGAUGCCUUCAUCCGUGGUAACAAUGUUUUGUACAUCAGCACUCAGAAACGAAGGAUAUAGCAUGCGGUUAAUAAGGGUAUCAAUAAUUAAAUCUUAUGAAGGACUUUUUAAUCGACGUUCCCCAAAAGCACGAUAGAUGGCGUUGUUCUUUCUUCGUUUAACCUUCUAAUUUUAUGGAUAACAGACAUAUGCAUCUUUUAUCUAUGUUUUUGGUUAUAAAUGAUGACCCUUUUUAUCACACCCAGGUACAAUUACAACUUCCACCCAUUAUUAUUCUGAUAAAAAUAAAGAGAAGCAAUAUUAGCAACAUCAUUCUAUACAUAAUGUGAUCCAAAUAGCAAGCAACAAUCAGUUUUAUAUUUGCUUCUGCCAUUAUAUUACAUUUUUGAAUAAUUAUGUACCCCAGCAAUGAGAAAAUAGGUAAUUAUCACGUUAAAAGUGAACAACGCCAUCUAUCGUGUGUUUGGGGAAUGUUGAUUAAAAAGUCCCUCAUUAAGUAACAGUUUUAUAAAGGACCUUAGAUAAGACCUUGAAAAAAGUUUUAAUGUACAGUGAUAUGGUGCCGAUUGAUUAUGACAGUUAUAAAACUCGCUUUAUCUCUCCCUGUCUUGCACUCGUCGUAAGUAAAGGACAGCACUAUUUUUAUUUUUAGUGCUGUCAGAUUAAAAUAAAGUUUUGUCUGCCAGAAUCGGCACUAAUAUUCAUGCAAUUUUCUUUUUUCUGAUUUCUCUAAAUAUUUGUUUAAAUCCACUGAGUAAAUUCAAAACCUAGAAAAUUAAAAUAAAUAAAUGAUAAAACUUGUAAGCUAGGUUAAGGUUUUUUGAUUAUAAAAUAAAUAAGCAUGUAAUCAAUUUUAAGUUUCUUAUAUUCUAAACUUUACCCUUAAUGAAUUACUAUUACAAGCAGUGGGACGUAUAUAGGCUGUUUAUGUUUGUCUUUAUUAAUCACAAUUACUAGGCCUUAAAAUUAAAUAAUCUACAUAC